AUGAAGUGGGUAAAAGAUGCAACACAAGGGAUUAUCGUUGCUGGAGGUCAAUGUAUAGGAAAUGAUCUAGCUCAAUUGUCCGUUUCUCGUGGAGUAAUUGUUGAUCAAUUAGGUACUGUCUAUGUGGCAGACUACCCAAACAAUCGAGUGAUGUAUUGGUCAAAAGAUGCUAAACAAGGUACCGUUGUUGUUGGUGAAAACAAUCUUGAAAAACAACUAAAACAACUUUAUUCUCCUCAGGAUUUGUCAUUUGAUCGACAAGGCAACUUCUAUGUUGUCCAUAAUGGAAAUCAUCGGAUACAACGAUUCAAUAUUGAUCCAAGCUCCACUUAA
Molecule: messenger RNA, 333 nt
Organism: Rotaria sp. Silwood1
Lineage: Eukaryota; Metazoa; Rotifera; Eurotatoria; Philodinida; Philodinidae
Source: the annotation of a GenBank genome assembly